AAAACCCCUCAGUUUACAAGCAGUGGCUGUCAGCGUGUAAAUCAGAUGGCGAUCACAGUUGUUAUUGAGGCAGACAGGAAAGUCUCCGUGUCAUGCGUAAGGCCAAGAUGAAGACUGUCGAUGAAGAGUGUCAAUCACCAGAAAUCGUGCAGGGAGCUGAUGAGAAAAACAUAGAAGAUAAGAAUGUUGCUGAUAAAACAAACUUGGUCGCUCAAGAGUCAGUUCCCCCUAUUCAGGCUGCGGUUCAUCAUUUCCAACCCAGCUACAGCGCUCAGAGUGGAGGCAGUGUGGUCGCUCCCACCAUUAUUGGUUGUAGAAUUGGUGGUAAUGUCAACAUCAUCGUCUCAGGCCAAGUUGCUUCCUCAGAAGAAAUAGUGGACACUACAGACUGCUGUGGCACUCUGCAGUCCCAAAAUGAUAAGAUUGCGGAAUGUCAAGUGAAACUGAAAGCCACUCUGAAAAGGAACUUCAGCCACUUGCCUGAAGGGAUGACAACUGAAUCAAACAGGAUACCUCUCGAUAAGAUCUACACAGAGCUCUACAUCACCAAGGGAGGAAGUGGCGAAGUCAACAAGGAGCAUGAGGUGAGACAGAUUGAGACGACAUCCAGGACACAUGAGGCCCAAGAGAAAUCAGUCCACUGCAAUCAACUCUUCGUUCCACAACAAGGCAGAGAACAUCCCGUAAGAACUGUGAUCACGAGGGGAGUCGCUGGCAUUGGAAAAACCGUAUUGGUCAAUAAAUUCACUCUGGACUGGGCUGAGGAGAUAACAAACACAAACCUGGAAUUUGUAUUCCCUCUCUCUUUCCGAGAGUUGAAUCUGAUGAGAAAGAGAAUCUUAAGUCUGGUGGAUCUUCUCAGCACCCUUUUCCCUGAAACAAAAGAUUCAGGAAUCUUUAUUAAUGAUAAAAAGAUGCUCUUCAUCCUGGAUGGUCUGGACGAGAGCCGCUUGUCUUUGGACUUCCAAAAAAGCGAAAUAAUGUCCGAUGUGACGCAGCCCACCACGAUUGCGGUGCUUCUGACCAACCUCAUCAGGGGAAGACUGCUUCCUUUUGCUCAUGUUUGGAUAACAUCUCGUCCAGUAGCCUCCAGUCAGAUCCCUCAAGAGCACAUUAAUCUGGUGACAGAGGUACGAGGGUUCAACAACCCCCAGAAAGACGAGUACUUCAGGAGGAAAAUCAGCGACGAGCACUUAGCAAACAGGGUGAUCGCACAUGUGAAAUCCUGCAGGAGUCUUCACAUCAUGUGCCACAUACCAGUCUUCUGCUGGAUGGCAGCAAGUGUUCUUGAGAGGAAGUUACAGACAACGGACAAUAAAGACACACCAAAGACCCUCACGCAGAUGUACAUACAGUUUGUGACCUUGUACGUGGAGAACAUGAAGAAGAGGCUGCCUGGAAGAAGAGAGUCAAACGCCGAGUGCAUAAGAGAUAACCUCAUCUCGUUGGGUAAACUGGCCUUCAAAGAGCUCGAGAAGGGCCACUUGAUCUUCUAUGAGAGCGACCUCAUCCUGAAUGGUAUAAAAGUCACACAGGCGUCCAUGUUCUCAGGAGUCUACACGCAGGUCUUCAAUGAAGAGCGGAUACUGUGCGAGGAGAAGAUGUUCUCCUUUGUGCAUCUAAGCGUCCAGGAAUUCUUUGCUGCGUUGUACGUCUACCUCACAUUCCACAACGACAACAUCAAUGUCCUGGUCAAGAAGUCCUCCACUUCAAGACGUUUCCUGUCAAGAGAUCCAUCAGAGCUCAUCCUCUACAAGGAAGCGGUAGAAAAGGCUUUGCGAUGCGAAAAUGGACACUUUGACAUCUUUCUGCGCUUCCUUUUGGGUCUGUCUCUGGAAUCCAAUCAAACUCUUUUGAAACAUCUCAUGACCAGCAACAGAACAAACCAAAGAACAAGAACAGAGAUCAUUAAACACAUAAAGGAGAAGAUCAGGGCAAGUCCAUUCCCAGACAGAUGCCUCAAUCUCUUUCACUGUCUGAAUGAGCUGAACGACCACUCUCUUGUGGAGGAGAUUCAGAGCUACCUCUGCUCGGGCAGUCUUAACAAAGCGAAACUUUCACCUGCCCAGUGGGCCUCUCUGGUGUUUGUGUUACUGACAUCAGAAGAAGAGAUAAGUAUGUUUGAACUGAGCAACUACACCAGGACAGAGGAAGGUCUUCGGAGGCUGCUGCCUGUCGUGAAAACAGCCCGAGUAGCAAAUCUAAAUGCGUGUAAUCUCACUGUGAACUGCUGUGAAAUCCUGGCCAAUUGCAUCAACUCAUCCCAGGUCAGAGAGCUGGACCUGGGUAACAACAACCUGACAGACGCAGGAAUAAAAUUGCUCUCUGGUGGACUGAAGAACAGCAAACUGGAGACACUCAGACUGAAGAGCUGCAGCCUGACAGAGCUCAGCUCCGAUGACCUGGCCUCGCUUAUCAGCUCAGCCUCCUCCGAGCUGAAAGUCCUGGACCUCUCCGACAAUGACUUUCUGGACACAGGAGUCAAAAAGCUCUCUGGUGGACUGGGGAGCCCUCACUGCAAACUGGAUAUACUUAUUUUGUCCCUGUGCAGAGUGACAGAGGAAGGCUGCACUUUCCUAGCAUCUGCUUUGAACUCAUCCCGUCUGAGAGAGCUCGACCUGAGCUACAACCACCUGGGACAUUCAGGCCUGCAGCUGCUGUCUGCUCUGCAGGAAGACCCACAAUGCAGCCUGCAGAAACUCAGUGUAGAACAGUGUGGUGAAUCCAGGAUCCAGCCAGGUCCAAAGAAAUACACCAGCAAACUCACUCUGGACCCAAACACAGCACACAGGGACCUUUCUCUGUCUGAGGGAAACAGGAAAGCAACGCGCUGGACCGAGCAGUCCUACCCUGAUCACCCGGACAGGUUUGAUUUCUGGAGACAGGUGUUGUGCAGGGAGGGACUGACUGGGCGCUGCUACUGGGAGACCGAAUGGAACGGGAGAGUUUUCAUAGGAGUCGCCUACAGAAGGAUGUGCAGAAAGGGAGAGGGUCACGACAGCUGGUUGGGCCAAAAUGACUCUUCUUGGGGGCUCAACUGCACCAAAGAUGGCUACAAUAGCUGGCACAAAGGCAUGAACACUGCUUUGAAGAUUGCACCAAACUCCUAUAAAGUAGGAGUCUACCUGGACUGGACAGCUGGUAGACUGUCCUUCUACAGGGUCUCCUGUGGCACACUGACCCUCCUUUACACCUUCCAAACCACCUUCACCAAGCCUGUGUACCCAGGGUUUCGGCUUGGCUGGGUGGACUCCACAGUGUACUUGUGCUAAACAUUACCUGGACAUCGUGACACGAAGGACAUGUAGCAUUUGUAGUAUUUUCUUUUCUUCUGCUCUGGGGUUAUUUCUUGGGGUUAUUUGCCCAAGUUUGAGAUGUCGGAUUUUCAGACUUUUGCCUCACCCUGUACUGGAUUUUUGAGGCCAACACAUGUAAGAGUUCCCUUAAAUUAGUUUGAAGUCACGCCAUGGCAAUGUCCAAGUCUUUGACGAUUAGACACCUUCGAGGUGGUAAGACUUAAGGAGGGUGACGAAUCCAUAGUCAAAUUUGCUGUUGCCCUCUUUGGGAGAGGUAAGCAACAUGGCUCUAGUGGUCAUUUCCAUGUUUUGGCGCUGUUAAGCUGUUUAUAAGUUCAUUUUAUGUUGACAUAAACCUGUGUUACUUAUUUUGUGUAGGGGUUUGAGUUCAUAUGGUUGUGUCUGAUGGAGGAUUUUGUUUUUACUGCUUGCUGUCAGGAAUAAAAGGAGAUCGCCUCCAAAGAUA
Epinephelus lanceolatus (giant grouper) is the source of this 3762-nucleotide messenger RNA. RefSeq names its product NACHT, LRR and PYD domains-containing protein 3-like. The record is from RefSeq and is a predicted model, not a curated record. NCBI's taxonomy places the organism in Eukaryota, Metazoa, Chordata, Actinopteri, Perciformes, Serranidae. Gene Ontology annotation, molecular function: protein binding.